Diospyros lotus (date-plum) is the source of this 3502-nucleotide messenger RNA. RefSeq names its product probable helicase MAGATAMA 3. Bases 1 to 3264 code for a protein of 1087 amino acids. The record is from RefSeq and is a predicted model, not a curated record. NCBI's taxonomy places the organism in Eukaryota, Viridiplantae, Streptophyta, Magnoliopsida, Ericales, Ebenaceae. Gene Ontology annotation, molecular function: helicase activity. The transcript has 8 exons.
AUGGCCGGUUCACCUCCCAUGGUUGGCGCUUUGCUUCUGGUUGGGCGAAUUCCAACAACAUUUUCAUCAACUGAUCAGUACUUGAAGUCUUUCAUCGAUCCAAUAAUUGAGGAAACGCAUGCUGACUUGUGCUCAAACAUUUUAAAUGUGGCCCGAGCACCUACCCGUGAGAUAAUUGCAGUAAGAAAAUCCAAGGAUUAUAAACCUCCCAAGGAAUUGUACUAUAGAAUUUCAGUGAAGCAACCAAGAAAAUUCUCAAAUGGGGAAGGAAUGUAUGUGCCUGAAGCUGAUGAUCUCAUUGCCCUUACAAAUCGGAGACCAAAAUGUACCUAUGAUCUGAACAGGCCUCCAAAUCCUUAUGUUUUGGCUUUGGUUGAAAAGAGAAAUAAUGUCUCUCAUAAACUAACGAUACUUUCAUCAAAGCCCAUCACAGUUAAUGCAGAUGAGGCAGAGAAUGAGAAGAGGAAUAAGACAAGGUUUUUUGUUGUUUAUCUAACAAACAUGACAACUAAUAUUCGGAUAUGGAAGGCAUUGAACUCACAGCUGGCUGGAGGCAACAUGACCAUCAUCGAAAGGGUCCUGUCAUCUGAUUCUGUGAUUGGGAGCAAUUGUAGCCAUUGCAUCUGUGACCAGAACAAGAGUGCAGCUGUAUUAAAUGCUUAUAAUGUCAUAAGCUCCUUUAAGCUGGACGAUUCGCAAAGGGAUGCCGUUUUAGAAUGUGUGGCCACAAGAGAAUGUAAUGAUCAUACUGUUAAACUAAUAUGGGGACCCCCUGGGACAGGAAAGACGAAGACGAUCAGCUCACUACUGUUUGCUCUGUGGAAGAUGAGAUGCAGAACCGUGACUUGCGCCCCAACUAACAUUGCAGUGUUAGGGGUUGCAAAACGGCUUGUUGGGUUAGUUAAGGAUGCCCUAGUGUAUGAUUCCUACGGAUUAGGAGACAUAGUUUUAUUUGGUAAUGGGGAGCGAAUGAAGAUUGACAAUCACGAAUAUUUGUUUGAUGUGUUUCUUAGUCACCGUGUUUCUUGUCUUGCCGAUUGUUUUGCUCCAUUAACUGGCUGGAAAAGUAAAGUAGAAUCAGUGAUAAGCCUGCUCGAAGACCCAGAACGUCAGUACCGCUUGUAUUUGGAGAAAGCAAAGAAUCCUGACGAGGGAGAUGAAGAGGAGGUGGAGGAUCAGGAUGAAGGGGAUGAGGAAGGGGAUCAGGAUGAAGGGGAUGAGGAAGAGAAAAAUGAUGGAAAUAGUGAUAAAGAUGAGGAUGAUAUCUGUGAUAAAAUUAAAGACUUCAAAGAUAUAUAUAGAACAAAAAUAAUGAGGUCCAUUGUUCAAACCUUACAGGAAAACAAGAAGAAACAGAACAAGAUGCCGCCUUCUGGUGCGCACAGGGGGAACAACGAAGAAAAGGAAGACAAAUCUGCUUGCCUUUGGACAUUUGAGGAGUUCAUAUUAAAUAGAUUCAAAUUGAUUAGAAGCGAUCUGCUCUGUUGUAUUAAAAAUUUGUACACCCAUUUGCCAACUUCUUUCAUUUCAGAGGAACUAGUAAAGAAGAUGAUUAGGGCUGUUGAUCUGUUGGAAUCAAUUGGAAAAUUGUUGGAAACCAAGGGUAUGGUAAAUGAUGGCUUGAAAAAAUUUCGAUAUGAAUUUCAAGAUGUAGGGAACAGGAGUAUUCUGCUUGAAGAGUUGAGUUCUCAGAAGACAGAGUGCAUCAAAAUACUCAAACUUCUUAGUAGGACAUUAGAACUGCCAACUUUUACAGAGACAGAGUUCGAUAAAAUUCAAAGCUUUUGUUUGAAGAGGGCAUGUUUAAUAUUUUGCACUGCCUCAAGUUCUGCAAAAUUGCACGUGGAAGGACAGACACCAGUGGAAAUGCUGAUUAUCGAUGAAGCAGCCCAGCUCAAAGAAUGUGAAUCCACCAUUCCUUUGCAGCUUCCCGGUCUCCACCAUGCUGUACUCAUUGGGGAUGAACGACAACUUCCAGCAAUGGUCCAAAGCAGGAUAUGUGAGAACGUUGAAUUUGGAAGAAGCUUGUUCGAGAGACUGGUAGUAUUGGGGAAAAGAAAACAUCUUCUGGAAGUUCAGUACAGAAUGCAUCCAUCUAUAAGCUUAUUUCCAAAUAUGGAGUUCUACAACAAAAAGAUUUUGGAUGCACCUAUAGUUAAGCAGAAAGCUUAUGAGAAGCGCUUCCUUGAAGGGAAGAUGUUUGGCCCCUACACUUUUAUAAAUGUAACAAAUGGCAAAGAGGGGAUUGAUAACAGGCAUAGUACUAAAAACAUCAUCGAAGUAGCUGUCGUUAUGGAGAUUGUUGCAAUGCUCUUUAAAGAAUCUGUAGCCUCAAAACAGAAGUUAAGUGUGGGUUGCAUAUCCCCUUACAAAGCCCAAGCAUUUGCACUUCAAGAAAAACUCGGGAAGACAUACGACACAGACAGCAGCAGUGGCUUCUCUGUGAGUGCGAGAUCUGUUGAUGGUUUUCAAGGUGGUGAGGAAGACGUGAUAAUCAUCUCUACUGUCAGAUGUAACGCCCGAGGAUCAGUGGGCUUCCUUUCCAAUUCUCAAAGAACAAACGUGGCUCUUACUCGAGCAAGGCAUUGCCUAUGGAUAGUGGGGAAUGGUGCUACUCUAGUUAACAGCGGCUCUGUUUGGGGGAGACUAGUCCAAGAUGCUAAGGCACGCGAAUGUUUCUACGACGCUAGUGAUGACAAGAACUUGGCUCUAGCUGUUGCGGGUGCCUUACUAGAGCUUAAUCAACUUGAUGCGCUACUCAAACCGGACUCCAUAUUGUUCUGUAAUGCAAGGUGGAAGGUAUGCUUCAGUGAUGAUUUUAUAAAAUCCAUGGCCGGGAUCCAGAACACCGAAUUCCGAAAGCAAGUACUUUCUCUUCUAGAAAAGCUUUCAGGUGGCUGGAGACUGAAUGGGUAUAGCAGAAUUGUCAACAAGAAUGGUGCUGUAUGCCAAAUUUAUAUAGUCGAUGGAUUUCUCAGUAUUGCAUGGAGCGUGGACAUCAUGACGGAAAAUUCUGAAGAUGUCCAGGUUCUGAAAAUCUGGGAUGUUAUUCCAUUUGUUGAGAUACCAAAACUAACCAUGCGCCUUGCCGCCGAAUUUGAGAGCUAUUCUGCUAAAACUAUCAACCAAUGCAAAUACGAAAGACUCGAAGGGAACUUGACACUGCCAAUGACAUGGCCGGUCAGCUUGAGCGACUGCAUAAGCUUCUUGGAAGGCAAAGUAGCUUCACUGAGUGUGAGAGAUAAGCCUUCAUCGUCAGCUUGAUGGUGAGCCUGAGGUUUGAUCAGCAGCUACUGGGAACUACGGGUUUGAUCAGCACAGCUACUGAUUUUUGUUUGAAAUAAUAUUUGUUUGGAUUGAAGUUCUUUGAACAUGUAAUUGGUUUUUGAUGGCCUUUCAUUUGGUUAUGAAUUCCAUGUUGGGUAUGGUUAACGCGUUGUAGAUUCAAGACUAGCAAACCAACAGACAUAGUUAACAUGUAUUUAUUGUAAUAAAGUAAAGA